This is a messenger RNA of Salmo salar (Atlantic salmon), 8894 nucleotides long. The record is from RefSeq and is a predicted model, not a curated record. NCBI's taxonomy places the organism in Eukaryota, Metazoa, Chordata, Actinopteri, Salmoniformes, Salmonidae.
GAUUUGCCAGGAGUCCAUCUCUUCGUAUAUCUGUACCACCACUGGUGUGACGUUACUGCGACUCUUACCAUAGUGGAUUACAGAUGGGUAAAACAUUGACAAUCGUUUGAUAAAUGCACUUUAUUUAUUUUAAUCACAUGGGAUUUUAGAAAGUGCGCAGCGGACUGUUUUAUUGGUUUUCCCUGAAACGUCGGGAACAGGACACAGGCAAGUGAAAACUCCUUAUACAGAUCAAGUAUGUGUAUUGAAGACAUGUGGAGUAUUUUACAGUUAUAUCAUUUUUCAGCUAACAAAUUUCGGAAAGAAAUUUAACUGUCUAAAGAUUUUUAAAGACUCGAGUUCGAGUAGGCAACUCUUCGUCAUGGACGCGUGAGGUGAAGCUACACGUUGCGGUGAUCUACGAGGGACACUCGGGCAAAAUCUAUAGCCUAAACCAUCCUCUGGCUUUUGGAUGUGGUCUGUACAGGGCAGGGGUGAAUACUUGGAGCUCUAGCUAUGACAUGAAUCAGUCUUCUAACGUCUUAAUUUUGUCUUUUCCAAAGACACAUCUAGUUAUGGGGUGAAGAGGAUGAGGUAGGGACUGCAGGGAUAGUCUGUGGGAGGGAACAUGGAAUGUUUUCUAUUAUAUAAUCUUUGACAAAACUGCUUAUUAGUGGGAGAACAUAACAAGCCAAUUUCCCUGACCCCUUUCCCCCUCCCCUUUUCAUCUGGGAAGACAGAAAACUUUUUGUGAUCAUUGAUCAUUUUGGAGAGAAUCAACCUGUUUUCAGACAAAUUGGCUGUUGAAACGAUAACACAUCUUGACUGAAGUUGACAAGGAGAACACUGGGGUCUAUGACAAGAGUCACUGGUGUGUAUUAUUGUUAUUUCACUGAUCUUGUAUUACACAGUAACCCCCUCUGUCUGCCUCUCCAUAGGAGAGAGGAAUAUUGAAUUACCAAGAUGGCUAAUGUGCAUUUAUUGUUUCAGAUUUCAACUAUACCUCUCUGUCUCUUUUUUCUCUGCCUUGAUCCAUCUCUCUUUUUUAUUGUUUGAUUUUGGUUGAUCAUUUGGAAUGACACCUGAUGCCCAAGGUCCUGGAUUUCUAUCUUCCGUCAUCCUUCAUGAUGCUGAAUUUAAAGACACUAAGCCUUCAGCUAACCACACUCAGUUGUACCCCUUACUUGUUUUUCACCUUUGCACUCUUUUCUUUGUGAAGCCAUCUUUUGUGGACGUAGAACAAUUGCAACCAACUCCAUCUUGCUGUGAGAUACUGUGAUAUGUAAUCAUUCGAGAAACUGUCGACACACCGUUGUGUCCCUUGCCGUCUCUGAAUCUCUGAAAGGCUUUUUGCGUAAAGUAGAAAGGGAAAAAAACAAUCCACAAGUUAAUUUUCCUCCAGCCCCCCUGUCCGUCCUCCCUCCCCUCUCCCCCCCCCACUCAUCAGGGCUGGUGGGGGGGUGGGAUCUGGAGCUCCAGGGUCGUAACGGCGGAGGUGGUGGUACCCUGGAGCCUCCUUGUAGCAAGGCCUCCCAUCAUGGAGACCAGUCCAGAGAGCCCCAACCGGGCCGUGGAGUACCUCCUGGAGCUCAACAACAUCAUCGAGAGCCAGGCCAAGCUCAUGGAGACCCAGCGGCGGCGCAUCGAGGAGCUGGAAGGCCAGCUGGACCGAGUCAGCCAGGAGAACCAGGACCUGAGGCUGGAGAAACCCACUCCUCCACGAGCCCCGGAGCUCCCCGAACAGAACCAUAGCAACACCAACCACAGAGCAGAGCAGCCCCUCUCCCUGCCCAUCCACCCUGGCAGCAGUAGUGGAGGUAGUGGCAGCACCCCCAGCCCCAUCACCGCCCCACCCCCUGCUGUGGUGGUGCCCCCUGCAGGGCCGAGCCGGGAGAGACGUGCCCACACCAGGCUGACCCGGGGCAUGUCCUGUGGCUCGAACCCAGCUGAGAGGGAGCAGCGGGACAGAUUGGACCACACAGACAGCUCUGACACCAACAGCUCCACCAUCCGCAGAAAUGUCAGGCAGUCACCAUCUUACUCAAGCUAUCCAAUCUCUGCUCCCACAAGCCCUACUGCAGCCAGCCCCUAUGCCACCCUCCUCCCUACCAGUCUGACUGUUAACAGCUUCUUCAGCCUCCAUCAGUACUGCUGCCCCUCGUCUGCCAAGCACUCGCAGCAGGCAAGUGUGGAAACAGAGACCCAGUGUGCGGAGCCUCCCGGGGCCCACUCAGACGGCCCCUACAGCCAGACCACAGCGUACCUGCGUGGCACAGAGCGCUACAGUGACAGCAGCAGUGGUCCUGGUCCUCCAGGCCCUCGGGGGCCUCCGUGUGUGGCCCCUCCCAGCUCGGCUAGCCUUGCCUGGGCACUGCGAACACGCCAUCAGCCUGCCAGCCUGGCCCUCCGCAAGCAGGAGGAGGAGGAGAACAAGAGGUGCAAGCCCAGUCUCUCUGACAGCUAUGAGCUCUCCACAGACCUGCAGGACAAGAAGGUACCCUGGGGUAUGGGGGUGGAGAUGUUGGAGAGGAAGUAUGGUGGCUCCUUUGUGAGCCGCAGAGCAGCCCGAACCAUCCAGACGGCCUUCCGCCAGUACCGCAUGAACAAGAACUUUGAGCGCCUCCGCAGUUCGGCGUCCGAGAGCCGCAUGACGCGACGCAUCAUCCUGUCCAACAUGCGGCUGCAGUACUCGUUUGACGACCGCCAGCCGCAGCAGCAGGGGGCCGGAACACAGACCAACUUCACACACAGCGUGGGCAUCGGCCCUCCUCAUUCACCUGACGCAGAAAGGACAAGAGACUACACACACCUGGAGGACUCCUUCACCAAACAGGUGAAGUCCCUGGCUGAGUCCAUGGACACCGCCCUGACCUGCCGUAGCGGGCGGGAUGACUCCCAGGAGGACUUUGGAGAGUGUGUGUGGAGCAGCAGCAGUAACCCCUCCUCUCAGAGAGGCCUGUGUGAGAGACCCCGAGGAGGGGGAGGGGGCCUCAGCAUGCAUGGAGACAGCACAGCCACCUCCUACAGUGAUGUCACUCUAUACAUGGACGACUGCAUGCCCUCCUCACCCCUCUCACUGGACCGGGCCCCCAGCAGCACAGACACUGAGUACUGGGGCCCUGGGGGAGGCGUGGGGGCCCGUGAGGACAGCAGGGACACUGAGGGAGGGGGUAGCAGUAACAGCCGUCGCAGCACUCCCUGCACGGAGUGUCGAGACUACCGUCUGAGGGGCGCCCACCUGCCCCUGCUCACCAUCGAGCCCCCCAGCGACAGCUCCGUGGACAUGAGCGACCGCUCGGACCGUGGCUCCCUCAGCAGACAGAUCUACGAGCAGGAGCCAGUGGGAGGAGCGGGCUCUCCUCAGGGAACACUCAAACACUCCCCUAACACUCCCCGCUCUGUCUCCACAGCCGCAGCGCAGGGCCAGACCCGCGCCCCCGGCCGGGGCCCCCCCCUGCCCACUCAAAUCCCCCACCACGUGGCACACCACCAUCACCACCACCCUCACCACCACCAGUACCCAGACACCCCCUCGUCCUCCUCCUCCCCCCAGCAGCCCCCAACCACCCCCCUGUCCUCCUCCUCCUCUGCUGCGCUGCCCCCUGGUGGCCUAGAGCAGCCCUGUCUGUCUGAUGGGGACAACGACUCUCUCAACUCCACCACCAACUCCAACGAGACGGUGAACUGCAGCUCUGGCUCCUCGUCUCAGGACAGCCUGAGGGAGCCCCUACCCCCCCUGGGCAAGCAGACCUACCAGAGGGAGAGUAGACACAGUUGGGACUCACCGCCAUUCAACAACGACGUGGUGCAAAGACGCCAGUACCGCAUCGGACUCAACCUAUUCAAUAAGAAGCCAGAGAAAGGGAUCCAGUACCUGAUCGAGAGAGGCUUUGUGUCCGACACUCCGGUCGGGAUCGCUCGCUUCAUCCUGGAGAGGAAGGGCCUUAGCAGACAGAUGAUCGGAGAAUUCCUCGGCAACCGGCAGAAACAGUUCAACAAGGACGUACUGGACUGUGUGGUGGACGAGAUGGACUUCUCAGGUAUGGACCUGGACGAUGCUCUGAGGAAGUUCCAGGCCCAGAUCAGAGUUCAAGGAGAAGCCCAGAAAGUAGAGAGGCUCAUAGAAGCUUUCAGUCAGCGGUACUGUGUGUGUAACCCGACGCUGGUCCGCCAGUUCCAGAACCCAGACACCAUCUUCAUCCUGGCCUUCGCCAUCAUCCUCCUCAACACGGAUAUGUACAGCCCCAACGUCAAAGCAGAGAGGAAGAUGAAGAUAGAGGACUUCAUCAAGAACCUCAGAGGAGUGGACAACGGCCAGGACAUUCCCAGGGAUCUGUUGGUUGGGAUCUACCAGCGCAUCCAGAAGUGGGAGCUAAGGACCAACGACGACCACGUGUCCCAAGUGCAGGCGGUAGAGAGAGUCAUAGUAGGCAAAAAGCCUGUGAUGUCUCUGCCACACCGCAGGCUGGUAUGCUGCUGUCAGCUCUAUGAGGUGCCUGACCCCAACCGACCCCAGAGGACAGGAGUUCACCAACGGGAGGUCUUCCUGUUCAACGACCUGCUGGUGGUGACUAAGAUUUUCCAGAAGAAGAAGACUUCUGUGACGUACAGUUUCAGACAGUCCUUCCCUCUGGUGGAGAUGCAAGUCCACAUGUUCCAGAACUCAUACUACCCCCACGGUAUCCGUCUGACCUCAGCAGUGUUGGGUGGAGAGAGGAAGGUCCUUAUCGUGUUUAUGGCUCCCAGCCAGCAGGACCGCACCCGCUUUGUCAGUGAUCUUAAAGAGAGUAUCGCUGAGGUGCAGGAGAUGGAGAAGUACAGAGUGGAGUCCGAGUUGGAGAAGCAGAAAGGCGUGAUGCGGACUGGCCUGCUGACCGGCUUGGUCGGAGGUGGAGUGGUUGUGAAGGGUGAGGUGGCGAACGGCACCCUGGGAAGGCCCAGUCUAGAUGACAACUACUCUGCGGGAGAGGGACUCAAACGCUCUGCGCUCAGCUCAUCUCUCCGAGACCUAUCAGAUGGAGGUAAACGUGGUCGCAGAAACAGUGUUGGCUCCCUCGACAGUACCAUGGAAGGUUCCAUCAUUAGCAGCCCCCAGCCGCACCAGCGUUACCCGGUUCCCGGGUGUGGUCCCGGGCUGCUACCCUACAGAAGACUACCGGCCGCAUCGCCCCAUCCUGAGCCCCGGAACGGGGGUGGGGGGUGGGCCGGGGCAACAACACACCACUGCUGGGACGGGAGUUGGGGGGGGUUCCCAGCAGUGUAGAGAGAGCAGGGGUGGGGAGUGGCCCUGGGGGGGGCAAUACGGGCUCCUUCCUGGGCUCUCUAUUCGGCAGCAAACGCGCCAAGCCGCCAAGUCCCCUUAUACCACCGGGGCCACCCUACCCCGCCCCUGUCCCCCCACCCACUACGGGAGGGCCCCCUCCUCACUCCCCAUCAUCUCUGUGCCAGUCGGAGGGGGGCCCUUCCAAGAUCCAGGCCCUGCAUGCUCAGUACUGCCACACGGCCGCCGUGCAGCCCCCUCCUCCCUACUACCAUCACCAUCGCUACCACGUCCAAGCUGGCCCUCCUCCCUUGCCAGGCGGGGGCGUGCCCCCUCAUAUCCUUCAGAGAGGGCCGUUCCCCUGUCGUCCUCCUAUUGGCCCCCCUCACGCCCAGCUCCAGCAGCUGGCCCAUCUCUCCCAACUUUCCCAGCAUGGCAUGCAGGGUCGCUACAGCAACAUGGCGGUGGGCUGUCCUCCCCCCCUUUCUCCUCACUCCCAACAUUCCCAGAACCCCCAGUUCACCCUGUACCACACACAGCCCACACACUCUAUCAGGGCGGGCGCCAUGCCAGGCAAACCUCCUCUGACUUUGUCUCACUCCCACCCGCACCCCCACGCACACUCCCACACCCACCCCGGGCACCCCCUCAGUGCCGCACCGCACCCCGCCCCCCACCCACAUCAAUCUCGCUUCAUCUUCGGCACGCUGCCCCACCAACAUCAGCAUCAGCAGCCGUCCGCGUCCGUCAACACCCAUCACGCUGCGCCCGCCGCCCAGUAUCAGCCCCAGUACCCUCCUCUCUCUUCUAUCCCCCCUCCCCCCCCCCACUCCCCUUUACCCCCCCCUUCUACCCCCCUUAUCCCUCUUAUGCCUCUCUGCCCUCACCCCCCCCAGCACCCCGGGCAGCCUCAGCAGGGGCCCCAGGUGACGGGAGCUGGGGCGACUGGCACAGGGGGCAGCUCCAAAUCCAAACCUAUCAACCGGAUCAGCACGGUGGUGUGAGCAGCAGAACGUGGGGCCACAGAAGGCAGAGGUCAGAGGGCAGGAUGGAGGAAGGGGGCGGAGCUAGGGACAGGGAUAGAGCCAGGGCUAGUAGAGGUGAGCAGGACAGCAGCAGCAGUAACAACAGCAACAGUGACAAGAAGAAACGCAACUUAUUUCGCCUCUGCUACUUUCACCUCCGCUUCCCACACAUGUAGACCGAGAGAGCAAAGGAAAGAGAGUUGGAGCUGAAUUACCUGAACACAUACAAGACACACAGGCAGAAUAAACACACAUAAAGCAAUGCCCACAUAAAUGUAGGCACACAAAUAUGUUUGGAUAUAGGCAAAUAAGUUUCUCAGGUGAACUCUGUCAGCACACAAACUCAUAAGGGAGAGUCACAGGUAGGAGCAACACACACACACAAAAUCAACAAUUUCUCUAGCCAUAGAACUGAUGCUGGUUAUAAAUGUACAGUAGAGGGCCUGUACCCAGUGUUUCACUGUCUGAAGUAUUAUUGGAAACGCUGGACUUUGCCAAGACAUGAGCUUGAGAGUGUUUUAAACAUAAGUACCAACAUGUAAUUGUGCAACGUUAUGAAUGGGGCAAAUCUGACGAUGAAAACACGCAAGAUUUGGUUCUGGUGUUGUUGAAAUAAGGACAAUGCUGACCAACAGAAAGACCAUCUCCACCCACCUGGAUAUGAAAAAGACUUCACCACUAAAUACAUUCCAGCAGGGUUGUGCAUUGUAAACAGCCAUUGAGGAUAGUUGCAAAAAUAAUCCCCUCGAUUUUGCAAUAAUUUAUUCAGCUUCAUAAUAGGUUUGUCAAUUACCACGGCAGGUCUUCAUCACUGAAAGGUAUCCUUUUUUUAAAGUAGACCUCAGAGACAUUUGCUUUGUCUUCAACUUUUAUGACUCACAGUUCAAUGGCAGUCUUAGGCUCUAUGGUCUUUUACAUGUAAAGAGAAGUCAGCUGGUUUCAUAGGAUUUACAUGCAUUCCCUAUAGGGUGUGUGGAUUAAUGAUGCUACCAAUAAUAUUUUUGAAUGUUUUUAAGCCUUUUUGCUGUUGUAUAAAUGUUACAUAUAUAAUUGCUGAGUAUGAUGAAUAUUGUCUAAUAACAUAACUGUUUUGAUCCAGUGAUUAAUUAGAUAUUACAGAUGUUUGAUUGAUUAAAAAAUGAUUAUACAGAGGAUAUAUACACUUAUUCAUUCCCUCAUACUUGUAUGUAAUGAGGGUGUUAUAAAGUGUGAUUUAUUUUUGUUCUCUAUGAUGGUUGCCAUUGAUAACUUCUAUUAUCAGUUAUUAUUAUUGAAUGUUAAAAAUAUUAGUUCAUAUUUAGGACAAUUUUUGUUCUUAGAGAGUUGUGUACCCUAUAUCUCCCUCCAUUUUGUCUGUUUAUUUUUAGGAGACUGGUGAUUGUGUGAACUAGUAGUUGCACAAUGUCAAAAAGAAAAUGGUUAAUUGGAGUCAAAAUGCAUAUGAAUUAAUAUGCUUUCCCACCUCAGACCCCUCUGAAAGAUCCCCUUAAGGGCUUUGACCAUUUACCUGCUCAUGGACAAUGAUCCUCAUUUCAUUGGUGACCCUGUCGUUUAUGUCCUCCCUGUUAUCCUCCCUGUUAUCUUCCCUGUUAUCCUCCCUGUUAUCAUGGGACUCACUCAGAAGCAUCUGGUCUUGUUGAGAGAGUUUCUCACAUGGCGUGUGUUUGGAUGGUCUAUGUCUUUGAACAAGCACGCUUUGUAAUAUAGUUUUGUGGUUUUGCACACGUGGUGUCUUAAAGUCAAAAAUAGCAUUAUUUUAAACACCCUCCUCACAUACCCCCUUGCCAGUCCUCAGAAGACUAAUAGCCUACGCCCCAGCACCCUUACUGAAUGGGCUUGUCAUUAGAUCAAACAGGUUUGUUAAUCUUCUCAUCUCUGUUGACCACCUUUCUUACUUCCUCUCUCUGUUUUUCUAUUGCACUGUGUUUGAACAAUGGUAGAUUGAACAAGGGAUUAGUGUUUCAGGAUAAAGGGAAUCAUUUAGUUUUAGGAUGGUGAAUUGUAGUUAGACAUGCUAGACAAUACUUGAGGACAAAGAAGAGACAGAUUAAUGUUAAAAGCCAGAACAAGAAUAUGGGUAGUCAGGGAAAAAUGUAAGGUUUUAGGGGUGGUUGAGGUUGAAGUUUUUUUGUUGGCUUUUUCCUGCAUAAUUCCCUCUGUAUUGUCCCUUUGGGACCCCUCUUGCAUGAAUAUAUCUGCACUUAUUGAAUGGAUUGUACUGUAUAAAUCUGAAUGUACAUAUUGAGGUGUGUGUGUGUGUGUGUGUGUGUGUGUGUGUGUGUGUGUGUGUGUGUGUGUGUGUGUGUGUGUGUGUGUGUGUGUGUGUGUGUGUGUGCGCGUGUGCAUGUUUGUGGGAGUGUGCAUGUGUGCGUGUGUGAGAGAGAAAGACGAGUAGGGGACUUUGGUUUGAAUAUUGAAUUAUUUUUAUUUUAGACUGAGGGUGAGAGAAUAAUUUGCAGUAAUUAGGUGUUUGUAUGUCAGAGAACUAAUUGAUAUUAUUUUAAACAUACAGGAAGUAUGAUCUUAAGACUUUAAUUUGUGUAUGUAAUAAGUAUUAACUGGAAGAGUAGAGAAUUGAGAUGUGAAUAUUUAUUGCUUCUGAUAUAUUAAAAAGUGUCCUUGCAGUGAAA